This is a messenger RNA of Hemibagrus wyckioides, 4977 nucleotides long. RefSeq names its product Rho guanine nucleotide exchange factor (GEF) 10-like b (gene arhgef10lb). Gene Ontology annotation, molecular function: guanyl-nucleotide exchange factor activity; protein binding. The coding region runs from base 463 to 4410 and encodes 1315 amino acids. The transcript has 29 exons. The record is from RefSeq and is a predicted model, not a curated record. NCBI's taxonomy places the organism in Eukaryota, Metazoa, Chordata, Actinopteri, Siluriformes, Bagridae. Gene Ontology annotation, cellular component: cytosol. Gene Ontology annotation, biological process: positive regulation of stress fiber assembly; SREBP signaling pathway; actin cytoskeleton organization.
AGAGGAAAAGAACAGAAGGGAAGAGCCUCUUUUUCUCUUGUAUAUGUGAGCGUGACAGCUCUCGUGGAAGGGGCUCCAGAAAUCGGGCCUUGUGGGAAAGCAAACAAUGGUGGACAUCUCGCCUCGCCAUCACUGACUGUUAGAAGAGAGGUGCUGGGUAUUCGAGCACAAGAUGUUUGAGAGCUGCACUGCACCAAAGUGGGAGCAGAUAUGACAAUGGAGCUUUAGCAGCCUGGAUCUCAGACAGAAGAUUUCGGAGUUGGAAAACCAAGAGUGGAAAACAUUGUGGUUUGUGAGUCAGGCUUUGGAAUAAAAGAUAUGUAACCUUCAUAGAUCAUUGAUCCCAUCUUGUCUAGAGAAGGUCUGCUCAGCUAGGUUUUAUAGUGCCAUGAAGAUUAAGCUCCACUCAAGGGCGUGAGAAUCUGAACAACAGGGAUGCAGAUGUGACUACAGACUGAGCCCAUGGCAUCCCCGGAGUCCCUUGCCCCACAGCCUACAGAGUCUAUGCCAACCGGUGUGGCACAGACCCCCCAGCAAGAGGAAGAGGAGGAUGAUGAAGACGAGGAGCAGGGAGAGCAGUUUCAGUUUGAUGACAGUGAAGAUGAGAACAAUGCUGGUUCAAACCCUGGGGAAAUUAAGGACAUUGUAGCUUCCUCUGCUGAGACCGGACUUCAGGAAGUUGCUUCAGGUCACAGCACAAACUCUAAUGCACUUUACAGUCAACCGGUGAAGAGUGUCCCAGUCACUCGUCGUGAGGAACUAAAUGUGACCUCUGCUGGUCAGGAGUGUCAAACUGUUCCUUGGCAUCCAGACAUAAGCUCUGAUAUAGUAGUCAGGCAAUCUCCUGAUGAACAUUCUGCGUCUUUUGAGCCAAGAAUCACAGAGGAGGCCAAAUGCAUGUGGAAGAAAAACACAAACACAAAUGAAGGAAAGCAUGCUUCUGAAGCAGAUGGAGGCUUGCCCUCUUCUUCCUCAGAGGUAUAUCCAAGUCCUCCCCCUGACACAGAAGUGAUUUAUGAUGAUGUCCCAUGUGAGAACAUUCCCUCUCCUGAUGCAGGUGAUGAUAUGAUCUACGAGGACGUGCAGAGGCCUGAGGUAUCGGCAGAGAAGAUGGAUAACGGCUGGAGCUCCAGUGAGUUUGAGAGCUAUGACGAGCAGUCGGACACAGAGACCUGCUUAGCGAAGCCUCGGACACGCAGCAAGAUUUCUCCUGAUGUACGCCGCAUAAAGGAGCAUUGUGCCCGGACCAAACGUGAACUGGCCAUGCGAUUAGGGGCACGAGACGUCAGCCAGAUCAAACAGGCCAUCAAGGUCCAACAGCUCAUGAAGGCCGCCCGGAAUGGCACUAAAGAUGGACUGGAAAAGACUAAAAUAGCCAUGAUGCGCAAAGUGUCCUUCCUGAAUAAGAAAGAAAACACAGAUGAGACAGAAGAUGACUCUGGUUACCUAGAUGUGACAGUUUCUGAAGUGAAACAUCCACCACCGCAACUUUCUCCUAUGCCAGAGGGUCUCACUAGCCAACAGACUGUAAGACGUCACAUUCUUGGCUCUAUUAUCCAGAGUGAGAUAAGCUACUUGGAUUCCCUCCGAAGGAUUCUGAAAGAUUACCAAAAGCCUUUACUGGAGGCUGAGCCACGUAUCCUGAGCACUAGAAAGAUCCAGCCCAUAUUCUACCGGGUGAAAGAGAUCCUGCAAUGCCAUGCCAUGUUCCAGAUCGCCCUGGCCUCCCGUGUGGCCGAAUGGGACCAAGUAGAGACCAUUGGGGAUCUGUUUGUGGCCUCUUUUUCAAAAUCAAUGGUUCUGGAUGUCUACAGUGAUUAUGUCAACAACUUUACAAAUGCAAUGGCUCUCAUCAAGAAAGCCUGCGUGUCCAAGCCUGCGUUUCUGGAAUUUCUUAAAAAAAGGCAGGCUGUCAGCACAGACAGGAUCACCCUUUAUGGCCUAAUGGUGAAGCCAAUCCAACGUUUCCCUCAGUUUAUACUUCUCUUACAGGACAUGCUGAAGAAUACUCCGUCUGGUCACCAGGAUCGGCUGCCUCUGCAGCUGGCUCUGACUGAGCUGGAGACCUUAGCCGAGAAGCUGAAUGAACAGAAGCGUCUAGCAGAGCAACUCUCUGAGAUCCAGCAACUAACACGCAGCAACAGCGAUCGUGCCCUUAGCAAGCAGCUGAACUCAGAUCAGAAACAGCUGAUUCUGUGUGAAACCCUGAUCGAGACAGUGUAUGGGGACAAGGGGCAGGUUCUCAAGUCCAAAGAACGCAAGGUCUUCCUCCUCAACGACCUACUGAUCUGCGCAAACAUCAAUCUCAAGGGGCUUCCGGAUAUCAGCAGCCUGGUUCCUGCUGGCCCAAAGUACAUGGUGAAAUGGACAGCUCCUCUGCAGCAGGUUCAGGUGGUAGAGGUGGGUCAGGAGAACUCACAGAACAACGACAGCGUUUACCAGCCAAGCGGGAACAAACGCCUCAUCUCUGCCAACUCACAAGGCAAGCUGUUUCUGGGGCCACCCAAACUGUACCAAGAACUGCAGGAGCUCCAGCAUGACCUCUCAGUAGUGGAGGAGGUCACACUCCUAGUGGGUACACUGCAGGGAUCCUAUCAGAAUCUUAACACAACGGUGGGGCAGGACUGGUGCCUGGCUCUGCAGAGGCUCAUCCGCAUCAAAGAGAGCGAGAUCCAGUGUGCCAACAAGUGCCGCUUGCGGCUAAUGGUGCCCGGCAAGCCUGACAAGUCUGGGCGUCCAGUCAGUUUCACAGUGGUUUUCAACACUCCCAGCCCAAUCAGUAAAAUCUCAUGGGUCAAUCGCCUGCAUCUUGCUAAAGUCGCUCAAAGGGAAGAGAACUUGCCUGGUUGGGUGUGUGCAGAGGAUGAUGAGAAAACUAAGCCACCGUUCUGGUGUCCACUCCUGGCAUGCCGUGUGCCCGUGUUCUCUCCAAAAGCUCAAGAUCUGAAGCUCCAGAUGGCCCUUCACAAUCCAGUCCAGUGUGCUCUGUUGGGUUUCUCUGCAGCAAGCACCUCUCUGCCUCAGGGCUAUCUUUGGGUGGCCAGUGGUGGAGAUGAAUCGUAUGGACAGGUGGAGAUCUUCUCCCUGAACAGACCCACUCCACGCUCAGUGAAGAGUUUCCUUCUGGCCUCCCCUGCGCUGAGCAUUGAAUAUGUCACAGAGGCCCGCACUGAAGAAAAUGAAGGACAAGUAUCGGAAGGAGCUGCCAGAAUUGGGAACACCAUCUGUGUGGGGUUACAAGAUGGCAAUAUCCUAGUUUAUGGCAACGUGGAUACUGCUGCCCAGUGCCUCCUGACCUUCCAAAACCCUGAAGGUUGUCCUGUUCUGUGCCUAACACACACAGACAAAUUCCUCUUCGCUGGACUGACUAAUGGCAAAGUUGCAGUUUAUAGCAAAAAGAUUCCAGAAGCUCUGUGGGAUCCAGAUUCCAGCCGACUGCUUGUGAUCGGAUAUGCUCCUGUGCUCAAACUCCUCAAUAUAGAUGAGUGUGUGUGGGCUAGUUGUGCAAACCAAGUGGCUGUGAUUGACGGCUGUAAUCUCACCACACAGAGCUUUGACGCUCACCCAGACCCCAUGGUGAGUGUGACGCACAUGGUGCGAGCUGGUGGAGGAGUGUGGAUGGCGUUUUCAGAGGGCUCGUCACUUCGGCUCUUCCACACUGAAACUCUGGAGCACCUACAAGAGAUCAACAUCUCAACACGUUCCACAUAUCUGAGCCCAGGUCAGACUGUGUGUGUCACCAGCCUGCUUAUCUGCCAGGGUCUCCUGUGGGUGGGCACAGCCCAGGGCAUCAUCAUCACCCUGCCAGUGCCAAAGCUGGAGGGCAUCCCGAAAAUAACAGGCAAAGCGAUGACCUCCCUCAAUGCUCACAGUGGCUCUGUGGACAUCCUCAUAGCCACAUCAAGUAUUUUGUCCCCUGACCUGUUAAAGCGGGACUCUCUGGCUGACGGGACUGAUUCAGGUAGUGGAGGUGAGGACUUGAGCCACUCGUCUCAGGAGUCACUACAGCAGCAGGUAGAAGGCUUGUCUCAUAAGGAAACCAAAUCCAAAGGGGUGCUACUUCAGUACCACCUCCGCUCCACCUCCCAGCUCCCUGGAAAGCUUCUGACUGCUCAGCCUGAAGUGGUAUCCAAUUCCUCCCAGGAGUCUCUGGAGCACACUACGGAGGAUGGUUCUAUCUAUGAGCUGAGUGAUGACCCCGAGGUUUGGGUCAAGGGCCCAGGACCAUCCACAAAGGAUGGAGCACGGAGAGAAAGGGUCAUGUCAUUCGCCGUUAUAUCAGGAGGAAGAGGAUUCCGCAGACUCCAUGCAGCUGGCUCCUCCUCUUCUUCUUCUUCUUCUUCUUCUUCUUCUUCUUCUGGAACCAAUGAGAUUACCCUUAUGGUCUGGCAGCUCCCACUGACCAUCUGAAACAAUGACGUAAAGACACUGAAGUAUCUUCAGCAAGACAGGAAUUGGAAAAUUUCGUCCGACCUGUUUUAUCAGGACAAUAGUCCACUUCGUCAACUAGCUUCUCCAUCUUCACCAUUAUAGAACACAUCUUAAAUAUGUAGGAUUUUCAGAUACAUCAAAAAAAAGAAACACAUUUCCAAAUGUCAAAAUGAUUACAUGUAAUUAUAUGCCCAAGCUGCAUGUUGUUCUUCUAGAUGGAAACCAGAAGUCGUUGUGAAUAUAUUUAAAAGGGUUGUGACUCAUCUAAUCUUUAUGCAUAAUGAAAAAAAGUGUAUUUGCUGAAUGUGGUACUGGAACGGAUGUAACCAGAUGCUGUACAGGAAAGGAGUAAAUGUCAACAUCUUCGAGUCAUUCUAGUUCAGUUGUUAUUUUUUUUCCCUCCAUUUGUCCAAAAUGUGAAUGAGAGCAAAGGAUUUUUCACUUGGCUUAGGUACUUAAUAUUUCUGGUACUUAUUUCACACUGUGUCACUUUGUUAUUUUCUAAAAGAAAAAAGAAAUAAAUGUGUUUAUGAUAAUUUAUAAAUA